Messenger RNA from Paramecium tetraurelia, 626 nucleotides. RefSeq lists its product as uncharacterized. The record is from RefSeq and is a predicted model, not a curated record. Lineage: Eukaryota; Ciliophora; Oligohymenophorea; Peniculida; Parameciidae. Gene Ontology annotation, molecular function: S100 protein binding; ubiquitin protein ligase binding; tubulin binding. Gene Ontology annotation, cellular component: nucleus. The transcript is spliced from 3 exons.
AUGAAAUUGUAUAUACAUUCUGGAAACGUCGUGGAAAUUUAUGAUUCCAUCCAAGGAGAAACCAUAGACUAAUUAUAAAAGGCAUUGGGAAGCGAAGUGCUUCUCAAUAACAGGACAAUUUUAAACACUUCAAUGUUGGUCAAUAGUUUUUUCAAUGACAAUGAUGAUGUGAUUGUAUAAAAAGUGAAACCCAUACCAGUUUAAUAGAAUGCUUAAGUGCCUGCUUAGGUACCUGCGUAAAAACCUAUCCAUUAUAACAAUAUUACAAAAUUCGCAUUUUAUGAUGCUGAUGAAAUGAAUGUUAGAGUUGUAGUUGAAUUGAAGGAUAUUGCAAAGCAUCCAUUAGAAAAGUUCUAGGCCAGGUUUUUUGAAAAAUCAUUUGAAAUAAAAAUUCACGAUUAUCAAAAUAAGAAUUGGACUUUUGGAGUUGCCAGAACCUAAUGCAAAUUAGAUGCUGCAAAUAGUAAAUUCACUCUCAAGGGCGAUAAGAUAUUGAUCACAUUAAGAAAGGUGAAGAAGGAGGAUAAUUGGUUUUCGAUUCACAAGCAAAAAACAAUAGGUGGUGACGAUUCAGAUUGAAUAUAUAAUUAUAAUAAAAGUGAUUGAGAAAUUAGCAUAUUGGUUGA